CUUUUUGCUGGGUUGUAAGUUUUUUUGCUCCCUGCGGAAUGUCUAAAGAAUGGCGACAUUACGAGAAGGGUCAAGAGGAAGCUUUGGCUAAGGCGGCUUCGAAUAUUGAAGAAGCUCCGAAAGCAAAAUAUAUUCGAAAAUCUAUCAUAUUGUCCUGGGAGCUUCAAAACUCGGAAAUUUUUUGGAAGGCGAUUUUUAAGUUACCUUUAGGCACAAACCCUAUAAUGUGUUAUAAAUCCGUACACAUUAUACAUAAAUUAUUACUUGAAGGCCAUCCCAGCUUUAUAUCAGAGACAUACACAUUUAAAAGUAAACUAAAUCAGUUAGGAGGCCUUUGGAGCCGGCAGACUACCUCUUACUCUCCGCUUAUAUCCGCCUACCUUCGUUUUAUUAGCGAAAAACUCGAUUUUCAUCAUCAAUAUGAGAAUCUAAAAGGUGACUUAAACUCCGAGUUGGGCCUGUUCUCCUCUAACUACGACUUUACGAGUGCGUACUCUUUGUGCAUGUCCAUCCUGGAGUUACACUCGUCCCUUAUAUUUGUCUCUUCAACUAUUCUGGGCUCCCUCAACAAGCUUACUUCACCUGAGGAAAUUGAAUGUCGUGUUUCUGCAUUCAUACCUAUCGUUCAAGAAAGUCGUGGUCUCUACUAUGCCUCUCUUGAGCUCUUAAAACUACUUCAUCAUGAGCUUGAUUUGGAUUCCCUUGCGGAUCUUGACAAAAUUUUUUUAAAGCAGUGGCACCAAUUGAAAAUCCUUUAUAAUGAUGUAAGAAGUUUUGAGUACUUGAGAAAACUUGUUGAGAUUCCCGAACUAGGCGAUUAUCCCCCAACUUGGCUGAAGGAAGGUAAGACUAAUCUACCGAAAGAGCUUCAGAGAAGCGGUGAAAAAGAUCUUGAAAGUUCCUGCAACCAUGAAGAGUAUAUUGCCUUUUUAAAAAGGGAAAUUGAGCGUCUGAAAAAUGAAGUCAACCGCUUGAACACCAAAAUCGAAAACCUUUUGCAGCAGCGCAGAGAUUACGAUUCGCAGGCCGAGCAGGCCCGCUCGCGUUUACAACAGUUAGAAGACACCAACGCCACACAGGCCAAGAGGCUCAAGGAACUGCAGGGGGUGGAGAAACAAAUCGAGACUGCCACUUCCGAAUUGAACUCUACAAAAACAAAGUUUGCGCAAAUGACAAAGAUGUACAAGAAACUUCGCGGAGAUCACUUAGACUUGCUAAAGAAGUCCGCCGCAGACUCUGAUAAGUUUCAAGCAGAGAAGGCGUCCGUGGAGUCCAAGUUCCGGGAAGAAGCCAAGAAAGCGGAGAAUUUAGAAAAAGAAUUUUCGGCUUUAAAACUCGAAAAUGAACGGCUUGAUAAGGAGAAUACUAAACUUUUGCAGUACCAAAGCAACCAGGGAAAACUUGCCAGCGAAAAUAGUUCUAAAAUUGCUGAAUUGUCAGAGGCGCACGCACGCGAGAUUGAGGCUCUAAAACAAAAAUACACCGAAGACUUGCAAAAGUCUGCAGAGCGGAUCGAGGCUGAGACCAAGAAGAGAAUGGAAGCGAAGAUGGAGAGCGAGAGGAAGAUGCAGGAAGGCGAAAGAAAGAAAGAUGAAAGCACCGCCAGAGAGGAUAUAAAUGGUGCCACCUCUCGCUGUGUAGAAAUAAUCAGACAGGCGAUAGACGAAUUGGACGGCAGCAGCGGCGGGAACGAUAGCGCCAGCAUUGCUUAUACGCUCGAGUCGGUUCAUAGGGCCGGAGCGGCAGGAGACCAUGUGGGAGCUACACUCAGUUCCCUUAUUGGAGACAAGCAAAAGCGGGUGCAGCCAACCUCCUUUGUAGACUUUACUCAAUUUGCUGACGCCGUGGUUGCCAUGCUGCACAACUCGAAGGGGCUCACUCGACUUGCAGAAGACGAUAAGCUCAGCAACAGUAUUCUCACGUCCAAUAAGGACGCGGCCAACGCUUCUAUUGAGUUGCUUUUGUCGGGUAACUACCAAGACGGCUGCUCCACUGAGUCGCAGCUCGCGAAGGUCAAAAACGCUAAGGAAGAGUUAAAAAGCCGUUUUGACAAGGUAAUAGAGGCCACUGAAAAUCUUGAGGACAAAAAAUACACCGACUCGAGUAAACUCGGUACCAUUCUCGAAAAUGAGUUCAAUUCUGCUACGGAAGCAAUACACGCUGCCUCUAGAAAAUUACAGGAAAUGCUGGAAAAGGCGCAGCAAGAGCAAGAGGGGCUGAAGUUGGACGUGCACGAGAGCAUCCUUGGAGGCUCCAAGUCCCUCAUGGACUGCAUCCGCCUGCUCAUCCGGGAGGCCUCCAACGUGCAGAGCGAGAUUGUCAAGCAAAGUGGCGGCUUUGCGGACUCCUCCACCUUUUAUAGUAAAAAUCACAUGUGGGCAGAGGGCCUCAUCUCAGCCGCCAAAGCUGUGGGCUGGGGCGCUGAUGUUCUGGUGGAAAACGCGAAUAAGGCCGUUUCUGGAAAUGGCAAGUUUGAGGCAAUCAGCGCAGCUGCGAACAACAUUUCAGCUUCUACAACCCACUUAGUUACAGCCUCCCGGGUUAAGGCUCCCAAACACAGCGAACAUCAAAAGAGUCUGGAAGGAGCCAGCAAAAACGUCAGGGAGGCAACUAAAGAACUUGCGGCAAUCUCGAAAAAUGCGGCGCAGCUUUUAAAAGGAGAAAGCCCAACGGAUUUUUCAAAUCUUUCAGACCACGAGGCAAGCCGUGUCGAAAUGGAACAGCAGAUUAAAAUUCUUGAAUUGGAGAACAAACUGGAAGAUGCUAGAAAUGUUUUAUUUUCGCUACGAAAGGAAAGAUACAAAUAGUUAAUAAAGUCG
This is a messenger RNA of Zophobas morio, 2819 nucleotides long. RefSeq names its product huntingtin-interacting protein 1-related protein-like. Gene Ontology annotation, cellular component: clathrin-coated vesicle; actin cortical patch. Bases 39 to 2807 code for a protein of 922 amino acids. Gene Ontology annotation, biological process: clathrin coat assembly; actin filament organization; endocytosis. Gene Ontology annotation, molecular function: phosphatidylinositol-3,4-bisphosphate binding; actin filament binding; clathrin-cargo adaptor activity. The transcript is spliced from 29 exons. The record is from RefSeq and is a predicted model, not a curated record. Lineage: Eukaryota; Metazoa; Arthropoda; Insecta; Coleoptera; Tenebrionidae.